This is a messenger RNA of Mycetomoellerius zeteki, 458 nucleotides long. RefSeq lists its product as uncharacterized. The transcript is spliced from 3 exons. Lineage: Eukaryota; Metazoa; Arthropoda; Insecta; Hymenoptera; Formicidae. The coding region runs from base 5 to 388 and encodes 127 amino acids. The record is from RefSeq and is a predicted model, not a curated record.
UGAAAUGGCAGAAAAUUUGCAGAAACGAGUAAUGGCAGAGAAAAAAAGAAAUUACAAGUGGUGUUUUGUGCCUUCAUGCACUCAAAACAAUAUCUGUUCUCCAUCAACAAUUUUCCUGUCAGUGCCAAAAGGAGAGAUUCGAAGAAAAUGGUUCGAAAUCUCAGGCCGAACUGAUGCUUCAACUAUAUCGCUGACUAGUAGUUUGUUUUGUUGUGAACACCAUUUCAAUUUAGAGGAGGAUGUUGAAAAUUACAUGCAAGUCAGGUUCAUUCCAAACGUACUCAUUCGCUUAAAGAAUGGAGUUAUGCCGACAAAAUUUGCUUGCCAGCCUCAUCGAGAAACAUCAGAUGCAAGCAACAUUAAUGUUAUUAAUAUUGAUCGUCAGUAAUACUUACAGCUGCACAGUCUUCGCAUCGAACAUAUUCGACCUUGUCUAUCUCUUCGUUAACAAGCAUCGA